AUGUCAGCACCAUCGAGGUAUAAUAACUAUAAUAAAGAUGAUACUAACAAUCAAUCAUCAGAAAGGUCAUCUUCAUCAAUACGAUCAUCACAACCACCACAAACCAAUGGAAAUCAAAUAAAUCAACUCCCAUCAUCAAACACUUCAAAUCCGUUUUCAAAUGUAUUUUCCAGAAAUCAUGAUCAAAGACCAAGUGCAGUGUCCAAUCAAUUCAAAGAUCGUGGAAGAGAAAGGAUAAGUGGAGGACCUGAUAGUUUGAAUAAUUCAAAUGAUAAUAAAAGAAAAUAUGAUGAGGUUUCCCGUGGUAAUUCAGAACCCUACCGCCCUAAACAACCAAGAACUAGUAGAGAUCAGAAUCAUCCUCAACAACCAAGAAAUAAUAGAGAUCAACAUAUGAGGAAUCCUCGAGAUCAUCAAUUCUCACAACAUCCAAGAAAUAACUCACAAUAUCCUCAACAACCAAGAAAUGGAAUAUCACAUCCUACACUGGGUCAAUACCCAUCACAUACAUCUGGUCAAUAUCCACCACAACCAAGAGCAAGAGAUCAACAUCAAAAUUUUUCUCCAAGAAAUAGGGAACCUAGCAAGUUUCAACCACCUAGAGAUCAACAUUAUCCGCAGCAAAUGACAGAUCAACAAUCAUCAUUACCACAACCUCAAUCUACCACUACAAAAGUUGUAUCUCAACCACCAAGAACUAAGCAAUCAGUUGAAUCCUCAAUCCAAAAACUAGAAGAGAAACUAACAAAAUUACAAGAUGUCCAAACAAUAGAUGAAAUUAAAGUAAUAGAUUCGAGAUGGGGUGUUAAACCAAAAGGUUUUGAACAAGUUAGUGCACCAAGAGCUAAAUUAUCUGGUUUAUUUCCAUUACCAGGAUAUCCAAGACCAGUAGAUUUCACAAAAUUAGAAGGGUUGAUUAAAGAUAGGUUACUGAAUACUAAUGACAUAUUAAAUGAAGUUUCCAAAAUAGAUCCAAUAGAUUCAAGAGUUGCUAAAACUUUAAUUGUGAAUAAUAUUGAAGAAAUAAAUUAUUUGAAAAUUGUGGAGUUUUUUAAUGACUAUCUAAAAAUGAUUGACUUCGAACAAAGUUCAAGUAAUAAUAUACAUAGUAAAAGAAAAUUAAAAGAUGACAAAACUUUAAUUAUUGAAUUCAACAAUAGUGAAUGUGCUACAAUUAUUAAUUCAUUAAAUGGAACAGAUUUACUUUUUAAUGCAUAUAAAAAUGAUGAUAUACCGAGAAAAGAAAUAAGUGACAAAUACAAAUUACUGAUUUCGAGACCUCAUGAAUACGUCGUGCAAGAUGAACCCGACAAUUCAGAAGAUGUAAACGAAAUUGUUAAAGAUAGUCCUAGAAAAAUAUCAGUCUUAAUUGCUUCAAGUAUUUCAAAUAAUGAAGCAUUGGAAGAAUUUCAAAAAAUUGCACCAUUACAAGGUUUCCAUUAUUAUAGACAAAAAGGUACAAAAGAACCAUUAGGGUUGAUAGAAAUUGAAUUUAGAGAGCAACUACCAAAUAUACUAAAUCAAUUAAAAGAUAUAUCAUUUGUUAACAACGCGUUUUUCGCAUGUAAAACUGAAAAUGAGACACCUGUACAAAAAGGUCCAAUAAAUCAUCACACACUCACAAAAUUUGUAAAUAAUGAUUUGGUUCAACCACGUAAAAACUCAACAGUAAUUCAGUUAAUAAAUGUUGUUUCUUCAAAAGAUUUGAUAGAUGAUUCAAAUUUUAAAUUUAUUAACGAAGACAUAAAAUCAGAAGCUAAAAAAUUUGGUAACAUAAAGUCAAUGAAAAUUCCAAGACCUGCUAAUGAUUUCACUCCUGGUUUACAACAAUUUGAUGUACCUGGAUUAGGUAAGAUAUUUAUAGAAUUUGAAGAUAGUGAAUCUGCUUUAAAAGCUAUAAUGGAACUAUCUGGGAGAUCUUAUAAUGAUAGAACCGUGCUUGCUUCUUAUUUUGAUGAUCAAGACUAUAAAAUGGGAUUGUUUUAA
Lodderomyces jiufengensis is the source of this 1986-nucleotide messenger RNA. RefSeq lists its product as uncharacterized. Bases 1 to 1986 code for a protein of 661 amino acids. The record is from RefSeq and is a predicted model, not a curated record. NCBI's taxonomy places the organism in Eukaryota, Fungi, Ascomycota, Pichiomycetes, Serinales, Debaryomycetaceae. Gene Ontology annotation, molecular function: pre-mRNA 3'-splice site binding; poly-pyrimidine tract binding. Gene Ontology annotation, cellular component: commitment complex; U2-type prespliceosome; nuclear speck. The transcript has a single exon.